UUUUUCUUUCUCGUCCACCAGGCCUGGCCUGAGCCAGAGAGAGAGAGAGACGGCACCUCCUCACCACACUACAGCCCAGAGCUGUCUGUCUGUGGUCCACACCAACUUUGACCCCUAGAGGAGCCAUAUUUCUGUGGCCAUGGAGUCCUCUGAUGAAGAGGAGGGGCGCACCUUCGUCCAGGUGGUCAGUGAGAAGUACAACCCAGAGAAUUUCCCAUACUGCCGUGGGAACGGCAUGGGCGUCGUGGUGCUUUCCAGUCCACAGGGGUUGCCCAUUAAAGAUCGUCUGAAUCUGCCGAGUGUGCUGGUGCUGGACGGCUGUGGCAUCAGUAAAGCUGGGGAUGAAACUGAGGUGGCCACCUUUUGUGCCCAUGUGGUGGAGCUGGACCUGUCCCACAACCAGCUGCAAGACUGGGGGGAGAUCUGCACGAUCGUGUCUAACAUCCCCAACCUGGACUUCCUUAACCUGAGUAUGAACCCUCUGAGUGGGAUUGAGCUGGAGCCAGGCCUGGCUGAGGUGUUCUUCCGGGUCCGCCGCCUGGUUCUCAUCAACACACGUGUCACCUGGGACACGGUACACACACUCACACGCCAGACCCCUGAGUUGGAGGAGCUCUUCCUUUGUCUGAACGAGUACGACCAAGUAGCCGAAUCCCAGGUUCCCUGCCCCUCCCUGCGCCUGCUUCAGAUCACAGACAACCAGCUACAGGAGUGGGGCGAGGUGCGUAAGUUUGGGCCCAUGUACCCGGGCCUGCACAACCUGGUAUUGUCCAACAACAAACUGGGCUCUGUGGAGGAGGACACACCUCGGGACACACUGCAGCACCUGUUUCCUAACCUGCGCAGCAUCAACCUCAACAACUCAGGGCUGAACCGAUGGGAGGACAUAGAAAGGCUGAAUUUCUUCCCUAAGCUGGAGGAGGUGAGGCUGAUGGGGAUUCCAUUACUGCAGCCCUACACCAACAAAGAGAGACGCAGCCUCACUCUUGCACAGUUGCCAUCUGUGUCUGUGUUGAAUGGGAGUGUGGUGACGGAAGGGGAGAGAGAAGACGCUGAGAGGUUCUUCAUCAGACACUACCUGGACAUUCCAGAAGAGAUGCUGCCUCAUAGGUACUCAAACUUCAGACGGGCCUGGACAUCAUUUAUUUGGGCUGCAAUUUCUGAGGCUGCUCUUUCUGAGGAGAUCAUGUACCCCUAUGGGCCUACCCACCAAGAUCUGGAGACACCCAAGAUGGAUGAUGGGAGUUCCACUGAAAUAAUUAUACUCAUGCCAUUCAUUUUUUUCAAUAACCCCUACCGCUCCAUCUAUGUCAACAACAAUGGUGUGAUUUCCUUCAACGUACAAGUGAGCCAGUUCACCCCUGAGGCCUUCCCACUGAGUGAUAGCAGAUCCUUCAUUGCACCAUUAUGGGCAGACGUGCACAACGGCAUCCGCGGAGACGUGUACUAUCGUGAGAGCACAGACCCAGAGUUACUGGAGCAGGCCACACAAGACAUCCGCAAGUACUUUAAGAACAUGCCCACCUUCACAGCCACCUGGAUCUUCAUCACAACCUGGCACCAGGUCACCUUCUACGGAGGCAGUCAGACCACCCCGGUGAACACAUUUCAGGUUGUGUUGAUAUCAGAUGGUCUGUCAUGCUUUUCCAUGUUCAACUAUGGAGAGAUCAACUGGAGCACAGGCACAGCCAGUGGAGGAGACCCUCUGACUGGUUUGGGUGGUACCACAGCACAGUCAGGUUUUAAUGGAGGAGAAAUCGGUAACUUCCUCAACCUGCCUGGGUCCCGUUCCAAUGCCGUGGUUGAAAUCGAGCAGACGACCAACGUAAACCUGCCUGGCCGCUGGGUCUUCCAUAUAGACACUGCCCUGAUAGACCCUGCCAAUGGCUGCAGUUACAAUGGGCGGUUCUAUCGGCGUGGUGAGAUCUUCUGGCUGUCCAACCAGUGCUCCCAGCGGUGCCGCUGCCUGGACAUGGACAAUGAGGUGCUCUGCCAGGAGGCGCCUUGUAGCCAGCUGGAAACGUGUGAGCAGAAGGAGGGUGCCUUCUACUGCCGGUCCACGCGCACCAGCACCUGCGUGGUUUUCGGCGACCCUCACUACCACACCUUUGAUGGCUUCCUCUACCACUUCCAAGGCACCUGCUCCUACCUGUUAGCCCGGCCCUGCUGGGAGGUGGCUGGCCUGCCCUUCUUCAGAGUGGAGGCCAAGAAUGAGAACCGCGGCGUGGCCUCUGUGUCCUGGCUGAGGGAUGUCACUGUGGAGGUGUACGACCACCGAGUCACCCUGCCUAAGGGCAGCCAGGGCAAAAUACAGGUGGAUGGACUGAUGAAGACACUGCCAGUCCAACUCCAGCUAGGUGCAGUCAGGGUGUACCAGUCGGGCAUGGCCGUCGCCCUGGAGACUGACUUCGGCCUCCUGGUGACCUAUGAUGGGCAGCACUACGCCUCCAUUUCCCUGCCCAGCUCCUACUUCAACAACACAUGCGGCCUGUGCGGUAACUAUAACGACGACCCUGCCGAUGACCCUGUGCUGCCCGACGGCUCGCUGGCCGAGAGCGUGGUGGAGCUGGGUGGCAGCUGGCGGGCGGAGGACGCUGACUGGCGCUGCACAGACGGCUGCGCCCAGAACUGCAGUAUCUGUGACCCGUUGACCGAGGCAUUCUACUUCCGCCCGGACUACUGUGGACUCAUCAACAAGACGGACGGGCCUUUCAGGGACUGCAGGGCAGUGGUGGACCCAGCGGCCUUCGUCUAUAGUUGUGUCUACGACAUGUGCAGCAACAGGGACAACAAUACCACCCUCUGUCAGGCCAUCCAGGCCUACGCCUUAGCCUGCCAAGCCCUGGGGGUCACCAUACGAACCUGGAGGUCACGCACCUUCUGUGGUGGGUCCCUGACAUGCCCUGAGUCCAGCCACUACCAGGUGUGCACCAGUGCCUGCGCCGCCUCGUGCUCGGACCUCACCUCCCACCUGUACUGCACCCACCCCUGCACAGAAGGCUGCAAGUGCGAACCGGGCUACGUGCUGAGUGGCAACCGCUGCGUCCGGCGCCAGGACUGCGGCUGCGAGCGUGAAGGCCUCUACUACCCACUCAACGACACUUUCUGGGCGGGCACCACUGGCGAGGACGGAGAGUGCACCCUGCGCUGCGUCUGUGGGCCCAACGGCAAAGUCUCCUGCUUCAACGAUUCGUGUAUAGAAGGCGAGGUGUGUGUGGCAGAGUUCGGCCUGUUGGGCUGUUACCCCCGCAGGGAGGGGGUGUGUUCUCUGGGCCAGAAUGUUGUGACGGCCUCUUUCGACGGGGCCUCCAUGCCCUUCCCGGACGACAGCUCCUACUACCUGCUGAGGUCAUGUGGGCCAGCGCCGGCCAACGUGUCGGCUGUGGAGGUGAAGAUGGGCCGGCGGCUGGUAAACAAGGGUCCGUCCUGGAUGCGGCCCGUGGUGGUCAGGGUGGCCAACCUGGAGGUCCAGAUGGGUGGAUCGGACUUUGACAUAGUGAAGCUGAACGGUGAGCUGGUACUGUUGCCUUAUGUCCACCCACUGGAGACCCUUAUGAUCUACCGCGCCCCGGGCAACGCUACCAUUGUGGAGUCCAGCGGAUUGGUCUCAGUCCGCUACACCCGCCAGGGCCUCCUCAACAUCUCUCUCUCUACCCUCUUUUACAACGCCACCUGCGGACUGUGUGGCCUCUUCAACGGAAACGCCAGCGAUGAUCUCCGUCUGCCUGACGGCCGGCUGGCCGAAUCUCCCGAACUUUUCACUGACGGCUGGCGGGCCAUCGCCGACGACCUGACGUGCAAUGGCGAUUGCGACAACCUGUACCGCAUGUGCGCGGACCUGCGGCUCUACCAGAGCCCAUGGAUGUGCGGCAACAUCAACGACCCGGGGAACAGCUCCUUCCUGGCGUGCCAUGGCGCCGUCAACCCCUCGCCGUUCUUCCGGAACUGCCUGUACAACAUGUGCGUGCGGGAGGGAAACCGCUCAGUGCUCUGCUCUUCGCUGCAGGCGUAUGCCUCGGCCUGUCAAGAUGCCCAGAUGGGCCUUGCUGCCUGGAGGAGUGCUACCAAUUGCUCCUUGCCCUGUCCGGAGAACAGUCACUUCAACGAGUGCACCAGCGCUUGCCCGCUGACCUGCGCUGGCCUGGACGAGCCCAACGAGCUGUGCCCACUGCCCUGCCAGGAAGGCUGCCAGUGUGUGGAGGGCUUUGCGCUGCGUGACGGCCAGUGCGUGGCACGCAGCGACUGCGGCUGCAUCAGCUCUGCAGGCCGGCAGCUGGCCACCAACCAGACCUUCUGGACCGACUGGGAGUGCCAGGAGCGCUGCUACUGCAACGGCUCAGACAACAGCAUCUACUGCACGCUGGCGCCGUGCCCGAAGGAUGAGUACUGCCAGGAGGGCCUUGAGGGCCUCUACUUCUGCCAGCCGCGCACCGAGGCGCUGUGCAUUGCCGCUGGUUACAGCCACUUCCUGCCAUUCGGCGGUGUGCCCUUCGAGCUGCAGAGUAGCUGUACCUUGAGGCUGGCUACAACGAGGAUGAGCACCAGCGCCGACCUCCCUCUCUUCAAGCUGUCAGCCCGGAACGAGGAGCGGGACACGGGGCAAGCCAUCUGGGUGAGGGGGUUCAUCUUGGAAGUCUAUGGCUAUGAGAUUGAGGUGUCUCGGAGCUACAAACACACCAUCACGGUGAAUAAGGAGCGUCUGUACCUGCCUCUGAAGCUGGGGCCGGGGAAGGUCCACAUCUUCACCUUCGGCAUGCAGCUGGUGGUGGAGACGGACUUUGGCCUGAAGGUUGCCUUCGACUGGAACACGCUGCUCCUGCUCACGCUGCCUCGACACCUCUACAACGCCACCUGCGGCCUGUGCCAGGGCAUGCCACUUUCCUCUCCACCUGCCCUUACCACCAGCAACUGGGGCAUGGCCUGGGCUGAGCGGGACACCUUCUGCCAGGUGGGAUGCGGCGACUCGUGCCCACGUUGCGGGUUGGUAGAGAGAGGCCUCGGUGCGGUGCGUCUGUGCGGGCUGAUCAAGGACCGCGGCGGUGUGUUUGCGCGCUGCCACAGCAAGGUGGCGCCGGUGUUCUUCUACCAGAGCUGCCUGCAGGACACGUGCCUGGACAAGGGUGCCCCUGAGACCAUUUGCAACUGGCUGCAGAUCUACACCAGCACAUGCCAGACCCAGGGGGUGCGCGUGUUAGGCUGGAGGAGUGACACACCCUGUGUGCUGACGUGCCCAGCCAACAGCCACUACUCUGGCUGCAUGUCCGUGUGCCAGCCGCAGUGCACCCCAGCCCACGGCCAGAGGGAGUGCACCCAGGACUGUGUGGAGGGCUGCCAGUGUGACCAGGGCUACGUCCUCAAUGGCAAAGGUUGCAUCCUGCCCCAGAACUGUGGCUGCUACAACGACGGCAAGUACUAUGAGCCCAAACAACUGUUCUGGAACAGCGACUGCACCAAGCGCUGCCAGUGCAUCGGCCGUAAUCUCAUCCAGUGUGACCCGCGCCGCUGCAAGGCCGAGGAGGAGUGCGCCCUGCGCCAUGGUGUGCGCGGCUGCUUUCCCUUGCGCUCGCAGCACUGUGUGGCGUCCGGCGGCGGUGUCUUCAGGACCUUUGACGGUGCGUCCCUCCGCCUGCCUGCCUCCUGCUCCUUUGUGCUGUCCACCAACUGCCACAAGCUACCUGACCUCUCCUUUCAGCUCAUCGCAAACUUCGACAAGUGGAGCACGCCCAACCUCACCACCAUCUCCCAUGCGUACCUCUAUAUUAACGAGGAGAAUAUCCUGAUCUCCAGGAGCACCGUGAAGGUGAACGGCACGCCCGUGUCAGUGCCUUUCGUCACGGGCCUGACGCACGUCUCCACGUCGGAGGGCUUCCUGGUCAUCGACACGCUGCAGGACAUCCAGGUGCGCUACAACCGCUUCAACACGCUCAGCAUCACUAUGGGCCAGCGGCUGCAAGACAAGGUGUGCGGCCUUUGCGGCAACUUCAACGGAGACCCCACUGACGACUACAUCACCUCCCGCGGGAAGCCAGCUGUCAGCGCCCUGGAGCUGGCCCAGAGCUGGAAGACCAAUGGCAUGCAGAACAGCUGUGAUGAGACCCAGUAUGUGGCACUGGCGCAGUCGUGUGAGAACACAGCCGUAAUGGGCCUCCAGGUCGAGGAGGGGUGCCAGAAGCUCACCCAGAUGAAGGGCUUCUUCCAGCCCUGCCACGGCCUGCUGGACCCUAGGCCCUUCUACCAGUCCUGCUACCUGGACGGUUGCUACAAUCACCACAAGGCCCAGGUGUGCGGCUCGCUGGCUGCCUACGCCGAAGCCUGCCGCUCCCUGGGCAGGCUCACCACCAAGUGGAUUGCCCAGGAAAAUUGCUCAGAAUGGAUCUAUGACCCUUGCGCAGGAGAGAUCUGCACCAACAACACGUGUGAGCAGGAGAACGGGGGAGACAUGUGUGGCUGCCCCGAGCUGCCCAACAACGCUGGUGGCGAGGAUGACAUCAUCCAGGCGGAGGUGACGUGUAAGCACGCCCAGAUGGAGGUGUCCAUCUCCAAGUGUAAGCUCUUCCAGCUGGGUUUCGAGCGUGAGGACGUGAGGAUUAACGACCAGUACUGCCCUGGCAUUGAGGGAGAGGACUUCAUCUCUUUUCACAUCAACAACACCAAGGGCCAUUGCGGCUCCAUUGUACAGUCCAACGGCACACACAUCAUGUACAAGAACACGGUGUGGAUCGAGAGCUUGAAUAACACGGGCAACAUCAUCACCAGGGACAAGACAAUCAACAUGGAGUUUUCCUGCGCCUACGAGCUAGACCUCAAGAUAUCAUUGGAGACAGUGCUCAAGCCCAUGCUCAGUGUUAUCAACCUCACCCUUCCCACCCAGGAAGGUAACUUCAUCACCAAGAUGGCGCUGUACAAGAACUCCUCGUACCGCCAACCUUACCACGAGGGCGAGGUGGUGCUGAGCACGCGGGACGUCCUCUACGUGGGGGUGUUUGUGGAGGGGGCCGAUGAGGACCAGCUCAUCCUCAUCGUCAACGUGUGCUGGGCCACGCCGUCCCGCUACAGCAGCGACCGGCUCCGCUACAUCAUCAUAGAGAGAGGUUGUCCCAACAUCAAGGACAACACCGUCGGCAUGGCUGAGAACGGGGUGUCCCUCACCUGCCGCUUCCACGUCACCGUCUUCAAGUUCAUCGGGGACUACGACGAGGUCCACCUCCACUGUGACGUGUCGCUGUGUGACCACGAGACCAAUGCCUGCAAAGUGAACUGUCCCCACAACAGGAGAAUGUACUCAGACUACAGCGAUCACAAGGAGAAGAUUCUCACUGUAGGACCCAUCAGAAGGAGAGAGUCGGACUGGUGUGAGGUGGGUAACGGAGGCUGUGAGCAGAUCUGCACCAGUAAAAGGAUGGGAGCUAUGUGUAGCUGUGUGACUGGGAUGCUGCAGCGGGACGGCAAGAGCUGUCAAGCUGUCAGCUCCAGCGUUGACCUACGACCCCUUGUUCUCCCUCUGGCUCUUAGCACUGUGGUCUCCAUGCUCCUCACUCACACACACAAUUCCCUCUUCUCCUAAUCCUGGGCGGACAGUCAGAGAGAGCGAGGAGGGAGAGAGAGACAGAUAAAAAGAGAAGAGGAGAGCAGUAUUACACGAAAAACAGCAAACCAGAGGAGAGCAGAUAUCUAUACUUUCUACUCACUGUCACAGAGACUGCCACAGAAACCAAUCACAGAGCAGAGAGGCACUUCCCUCCGAAUGCACUAAACAAAAACAACAACAACUCACAAGACUGGGGCACUGGAUCACAAUGGAAAAAGCCCUCCAAACUACUCGUUCUAUUCAUGUAAACUUUAGCUAGACAGCAGAAAGUCGGUAUAUUUCAUUUAACAAACAGUUUAGUGAGUUAGUACUAGAUAGUGUUUUUUUUUUUAUGAGAGGUGAUGGCAUAGUUUGCCCUACAUUUAUCUUUGAUGGCAAAGCUUGGUUGACAAAAUGUUUUUAAAAUAAUUGUAUCAUUAUUUAUGUGUGAAGUCAGAGGCUGUGUAUGUGAAUCGAUUACCUGUUCCCUUCUCAUCCCCUAAUCAUAAAUUACAGUAUGAGUCUCAAAAACAUACAAAGUAAUGCUCUGGUGGAUGUGCCUUGACUACCAAAGUGUUUGGUCAUGUCCCACUGACAUUUUACGUGCCUCCUUCAUGGCCUACCUUAAUCAGAAACAGUUCUAAAAUUACUCUCAGAAACAUUUGAUUGAAGAAAAUGAAUAUUGUGAAGGUGAAAUUAAGUCUCAAAAAUGUAUUUUUGUUUAUUUUUUGCACAACAUACAUUUUGUAAAGACUGAUGUAGAACCAGUUCUCCAGACCAAUAUCAUUCUGUGCCUACCUAUACUGUUCUCAGCAUGUGAACAGGUAAUGUUUUUGUACAAUGAAUGACACAGAAGGAAGCUCACCCCACUCCAUAUAGCUAGCAAUAACAAUUUCAUUUUAGAAAAUAUUGGAGUAUCUCAUAACAUUUUCAUUAUGUACAAAUAUACAUAUUGUUAAUACAGGCUUUUUUAUGUGAUAUUGUAUGAAUUUCAAAUGAACUUUAAAUAUCAAGUUUGGAUAAUUAAGUGACCAAAAAAGGCAGUAAGACGAGAGGCAACCAUCGCAUUUUAGAGAAGUAAUACAAUUUCCAGAAUAAACUGAAUGGUUCUCAUAA
Messenger RNA from Coregonus clupeaformis (lake whitefish), 8683 nucleotides. RefSeq names its product tubulin-specific chaperone cofactor E-like protein. NCBI's taxonomy places the organism in Eukaryota, Metazoa, Chordata, Actinopteri, Salmoniformes, Salmonidae. The transcript is spliced from 34 exons. The coding region runs from base 140 to 7564 and encodes 2474 amino acids. Gene Ontology annotation, molecular function: alpha-tubulin binding. Gene Ontology annotation, biological process: cell-matrix adhesion; protein folding. The record is from RefSeq and is a predicted model, not a curated record.